UCAACAAGUAGUUGAAAUGAUUCGCAUAGAAAAAUAUGUCGCGCAUCGCAAUUUUGUUUUCGCAAUAUGUGCUCUUUUACACUUUGAAUUCGUAAUCGAAGUGCAAGCCGCCCAGGUACUGUGCAACGACAACGGAUUCGUGGACUCGUUGUUGGAAAAAAUAGCUCUAGCAUUGUCGGACAAAGAGCCUGGUGUGCUACCACUUCAGAAUGUAACCGGACCACUGGAUAUAGAAGUUCUUGGAGGGGACUUUGAGUUGAUCAAUGGAAAAUUUAGUGAUCUGAAUAAUUUACGUCGUGUGAAAAAUGUGAAAUGUGUCUCGGAGCAACCCCUGACAGCAUUCUCCCUGACGACGGUAAAAUUUAGUCUGGAAUUCACGGUAGCGAUUCCUCACGCCAAAAUAAACUACGAAAAAAUCAGGGUAACGACUCCCAUAUUCGAGUUCAUUGGAAAGGAUAUUCAACUCGAAGUGCAGCACUUUGUUUUGCACAUGGUCAUAGAUUCGAAUCACAAAGGCAUGGGUAGCACAUCGCUACGCGAGAUGCAUUGCCGUUUUUCGCCCAAAACCGUGGUGACGAUCAGCUCCUUGCCCGAUAUCUGUUUAGGGAAGAUAAUAAAAUCUAGAUUGGUUGAACGACUGCCAAAAAUAAUCGAGGAUGACUUCAAGGCUGCUUUUGCCAAAUUGGAGAAUCCAUGAGCAUCGAAUCACUUUUGUAAUGACUAAAAUUGUUAAAAAAUAAAAUUUUAAAUGAGUGAAAUACUCACUAUAUAGUUUAAUAACAUAACACAGUUCUAAAUUAAACAGAUAUUGAUUGCUUUGCAAACGAUUAUGAAACUAUCAUCAACUUAAAAUAAUUUACAACUAGAAUUUAAUGUCCGAUUAAUAUGACUUUCUGUAUUUAAUACAUUUAAAUCAGCAAGCAAUUUGAUUUAGAUCAUUCAAACAUAUAAAACCAAUUACAUAAUAUUUCAAUGAAAACGCGUGGUUGAACUAGACGCUUGUAAUUGCUUGAUAA
Trichogramma pretiosum is the source of this 1016-nucleotide messenger RNA. RefSeq lists its product as uncharacterized. The transcript is spliced from 4 exons. The record is from RefSeq and is a predicted model, not a curated record. Bases 17 to 697 code for a protein of 226 amino acids. NCBI's taxonomy places the organism in Eukaryota, Metazoa, Arthropoda, Insecta, Hymenoptera, Trichogrammatidae.